AUGGUGGCUGGGCCUCACAAGACUGAUCUUUGCCCUGUAGAAACAAGUGUUUUCAGGAACAGCGGUGGAGGGGACGAUCUGGGGGCCAACGAUGAGCUGAUCCGGUUCAAGGAUGAAGGGGAGCAGGAGGACAAGAGCCCCGGGGAGGGAUCGGCGGAGGGCGACCUGGCCGACGUCAAAUCUUCUCUGGUCAACGAGUCGGAGAAUCUCAGCAGCGACUCGGACGACGAGGUGGAGAGACGCCCCACUCCCAGAGAAAGUUUUGAGAAGACCCGGGAUUACCUGUCAGAAGCAUUUAGGAGGCAGCAAGAUGCAGCUUUCUUCAAAAGCCCUCCCUAUGCGGGAUACCCCUUCUUGAUGAUCCCUGACCUCGGAGGCCACUACUUGCCCAAUGGUGCCCUCUCGCCCAGUGCCCGCACGUAUCUACAGAUGAAAUGGCCUCUCCUCGAUGCCCCAAGCACGGCUGGAUUGAAGGACGCCAGAUCGCCAUCACCCGCACAUUUGUCCAACAAGGUUCCGGUUGUUCAACACCCACAUCAUAUGCACCCCUUAACGCCCCUCAUCACCUACAGCCAGGACCGCUUCUCACCAGUCACCCCACCUGGACACUUGUCACCCGAAAUAGACCCAAAGACCGGAAUCCCCCGUCCUCCUCAUCCGUCAGAGCUGUCUCCCUAUUACCCUCUAUCUCCAGGAGCUGUAGGGCAGAUUCCUCAUCCUCUGGGAUGGCUGGUGCCACAGCAAGGCCAGCACAUGUACUCCAUUCCUCCAGGUGGAUUCAGACAUCCAUAUCCUACGUUGGCCAUGAACGCCUCAAUGUCCAGUCUGGUUUCCAGCCGGUUCUCUCCACACAUGAUGUCCCCUCAUCACGGCCUGCACACCUCAGGGAUCCCUCACCCUGCCAUAGUCUCACCUGUUAUCAAGCAGGAGCCGUCCUCCGGAGGCCACAGCCCAAAUCUUCAUUCGAAGCCACCAAUGUCAGUUAAGAAAGAAGAAGAGAAGAAGCCACACAUCAAAAAGCCUUUGAAUGCCUUCAUGUUGUACAUGAAAGAGAUGAGAGCAAAGGUGGUCGCAGAAUGCACACUCAAAGAGAGCGCUGCCAUCAACCAGAUCCUUGGCCGCCGGUGGCACUCGUUAUCCCGAGAAGAGCAGGCCAAGUACUAUGAGCUGGCAAGAAAAGAAAGGCAGCUUCACUCUCAGCUCUAUCCGACAUGGUCUGCAAGAGACAACUAUGGAAAGAGAAAGAAGCGGAAGAGAGAGAAGCAACCACAUUCGCCAGAAUCAGAAGCUUGUAGAGCCAAGAAGGUAUGUGUGCCUCACCUUACUGCUGAGAAGUCCUGCGACAGCCCAGCUUCCUCCCAUGGCAGCAUGCUGGACUCUCCAGCCACACCUUCCGCAGCUCUCGCUUCCCCUGCGGCCCCAGCGGCUACCCACUCCGAGCAAGCUCAGCCACUCUCGCUCACCACCAAGCCUGAAGCCAGAGCACAGUUGUCUCUCAGCCACUCUGCUGCCUUCCUGGCCUCCAAAUCUCCUCCGUCCUCCAGUCUGUCAGGACACCUGCCAUCCCCUGUCGGAUCUUCACUGCUCUCUCGUCCAAUCCCGCUUUCGUCCUCCAUAUUGUCUCCAACUGGCGUCUUCCACUCGGCCCUGCAAGCUUUACCACUGAUGCAGGCACAACCCUUGUCUUUGGUGACCAAAUCCAGUGACUGACUUGAGAGGACUCUAUGGCCCAGGUAGCCAGGACCCACACAGAUGAAAGGAGUUAGUAGUCCCUGUAGACCUGCACAUACCCUCUCUGCACUCCUUUUCAAAUAUACAGCUUUGCAGAUAUGGAUGUUCUGCACUGAUUCAUGUAGAUACAAUGUCCCGCACUCGGCGCUCUAUCAUCCUGGUCUAUGAUGCAUACGAACAUGAACAAUGCUCUGUGUAUAUGGACAUCCCUGUGUACUGAUGCAUAUACAGUUCACUGCAUUGGCCCUACAGGACUCUGAAUGAUUUUAUAGGGGACUUGCGAUUGGACAAGCCAGUGAUGGGGAUUUCUAGCAUGGAUGCUCACAAUUAUCUGGUAUGGUGCAGGCAGAGCGGGCUACUGUCCCAGGCUGCACUUCUCCUCCCAACAACCAACCACACCAUAUACUUGGCCAGAAACACCAGACCCACACGGAUUAUUGGUCAAUAUUUGACCUGGCGGCUUUACCGUUGGCUCUGCUGAUCUUGUUGUUAAAUCCUUUUUUUCUGUGUUUUUUAAAUAAAAUUUAAAUGGGAUAAAUAGGAA
Molecule: messenger RNA, 2275 nt
Organism: Nanorana parkeri
Lineage: Eukaryota; Metazoa; Chordata; Amphibia; Anura; Dicroglossidae
Product: transcription factor 7-like 1
Exons: 13
Coding region: 1-1710 (569 amino acids)
Biological process (GO): regulation of transcription by RNA polymerase II; canonical Wnt signaling pathway
Cellular component (GO): beta-catenin-TCF complex
Molecular function (GO): DNA-binding transcription factor activity, RNA polymerase II-specific; RNA polymerase II cis-regulatory region sequence-specific DNA binding
Source: RefSeq, a predicted model, not a curated record